CUUUUAAGUUAACAGUUUCCGACAUAGCUCUGUUCUUGCAGGUGGUGUGUUAUUCUGUUUGCUAAAUCUUUCGGAAAAUGGAUGCAGGAAAUAUCCUUGAGGCAAUCGCUGUGGGGCUUGCAUUGGAAUGGGAGAGAGAAAGGACAAGGCUUAUGAAAGAGUUGCUGAGAAAUUAUGAAGGUGCUCUUCUGGAGAAGGCUCUAAAGCGCUCGAUGCUAAUGGCAAAGAAGAAGGAAAUGCUUGCAGAGAUAGAAAGCGAGGAAAAAUUGAUUGAUGAUUUCAUGGUUUUCAUUGAAGCUGUUGAGAAUAACGAUGUGGAGAUUGCUCAGAAUUUUGAUGAGAAAGCUAUGAUGGACGCUAUUGUUCGUAUGCUGAACGGUGAUGGCAACUCUGGCGGGAACGGUGAAGGAUUUGGCGGCGUUUAUGGAGGGAAUAACGAUCUUGAGGUCGCUAUUGAGGGAACAGGGCGUGACUGCGGUGAAGGCAGCAACGCUGGUGGAGAGGGCGGCAGUCGCAAGGGUGACUGCCGUGAAUAGGGUCAUUGGUGCAAAUGACGGCUGCCCGCCGUAAGUAGCGUCGUUGCCGAUUGGUGGGUCUGGUCGCAUUUAAUGAUCUAUUUUUGUAAUAAAUAUGAAAAUUUUGUUUACUAGUACUUGUCUUUCACUAUGCGGGGUUCAAUCUGUUUGGAGGAGUGGUGCACUUAUACGUUGGCUGGAUUGGAAAAAAGGAUCUAAGUUUUUUCAGGUGAUGUCUAGGGUCUGUCCCUUAUUGGAGCUGUUAAGGCAUUGGCAGUUUUAAGUGUGUCUGUAAUAUGCCAAAUGUAUGCUCUGUUUCUUUUGUCCGUUUUGAUUGCUCGAAUCUGGUUUUCUGUAUCAUGAGGUGAUUCUGUUUUGAUUGCUAAAUCUGUUUCUUUUGUCUGUUUUGUUUGGUCAAUCCCGACCUUGCCAUGGUUUUGUAUCAGACUUCUGAUACUUAAUAAAAAAUCUGAUUGAUC
Messenger RNA from Theobroma cacao (cacao), 994 nucleotides. RefSeq lists its product as uncharacterized. Lineage: Eukaryota; Viridiplantae; Streptophyta; Magnoliopsida; Malvales; Malvaceae. The record is from RefSeq and is a predicted model, not a curated record.